AUGCGGUCACGAGAGCAUGGCUUCCACGAACGCCUCGUCAACCGUGAAUGUGUUGCGGAACCCUUCCCACCGGUGACUCGUUUCCGUCAACCUCCAAACACGCCGACGGGAUUCCUUGCUCUCGUCAAUCUGCUCCAGUGCCAACACGAAGGCAACAAGAUGUUCCUUGUAGAGUUCCAGCCAGUUGGCUACAUUAGCUUCAUCGCCUCAGCUGCCACACCACACCCUCUAAGAUGCUCUCUCGAGUUGGAAUUCCACACCAAACGCGAGUCAUCAUUCCACCACAACUGUCGAUCUCCCGUUGAAAGCCCCACGUGGGUUGUGGACUCUCUCGCCACCAAAUUCUCCUCACACAAAUUCGCGUUUUCAAAUCCUGAGCUGUCAUCGGACUGGUUCGUGACCUCGGAGAAUGUCGUGUUAGCAACCAACAACCACCUCCGUUGGAAUGCUGAACACUGCGCAUUUCGAGAGAUCCUGGGCUACCUGAUUUGCCUCGAUACCGAGACCAUGACAGCACUGCAACGCGCCAUCGGACCGGUUCUGCGUCGCCUGUUGAUCUUCGUCGGUGGCUACCUGGUGCCGGGUUACGUCCCGAUCAAUAACGUGGCCAAUGAGGAUCCGCCAGCCCCACCCAAUCCCCCCACCGACGGCUCGAUGACUCAGCACCAGCCAAUCGAAUCGGCUCCGCCUGAUCAACACCGACGCGCCAAUCUGGCCCUGGCUACUCUGGUCGAGUUGGCCAAAGGUCAGGACGGCGAAAUGUCCAUCGGACGCGACACGAGUAAUGGACGAUUUCGUGAAAUAAGGGAAGGCAUCGACGCAUUUUCCCGGGUUGAUGGAUCAGUUGGUUGUUUGUAUGCUCCGACGAAUGACCUUGAGGUUGUACUUUACUCGCCUGGCCCCGCGCCUGUUGUUUUUCUCUCGAAAGCGGUUACCAUGGCAACCAGCCAGCGGUCGGAAACGCGACAGGCUCCAGGAGCUGUCGCAAGCACUGGAGACCUUGUUUCCACGUGUUGUGUUGGCGGAAUGGCUGUAAAAGCGGCUAAACCACCGCCUCCACAACCACCACAAACGCAGCGUUUUGCCGCGUCGACUCUCUUCGUCUAUUGGUCGCCCCCGGCCAAUCAGAAGCCAGGAGAAGAUGAGUCACGUGCGCCUUCAGUGUAG
Messenger RNA from Mesocestoides corti, 1167 nucleotides. The record is from the annotation of a GenBank genome assembly. NCBI's taxonomy places the organism in Eukaryota, Metazoa, Platyhelminthes, Cestoda, Cyclophyllidea, Mesocestoididae.